Molecule: messenger RNA, 4480 nt
Organism: Myotis davidii
Lineage: Eukaryota; Metazoa; Chordata; Mammalia; Chiroptera; Vespertilionidae
Gene: ZBED4
Product: zinc finger, BED-type containing 4
Exons: 2
Coding region: 188-2785 (865 amino acids)
Molecular function (GO): protein dimerization activity; DNA binding
Source: RefSeq, a predicted model, not a curated record
GGAAGAAGCCCUGGUGGAGCCACCCCAACCGCUCCCCACUCCCCAGCAUGAUGACUCUGCAGAGAGUGGGCCAGAGAAGAGCUUUCCACUUCCAAAGAGUACCUCUGGAUCCCGAAGGUGGUCUGCAGUCUGGAAGCACUUCUACCUGUCACCUCUGGACAGCUCCAAGGCCGUGUGCAUUCACUGCAUGAGUGAGUUCAGCAGAGGGAAAAACGGGAAGGACCUGGGUACCAGCUGCCUCAUCCGGCACAUGUGGCGGGCACACCGUGCCAUCGUACUGCAGGAGAAGAGCCGGGGAGCAUCCAUGCCUCCCCCCUACUCCACGCCACCAACCCUGCUGCCUGCCCUCCUGCCUCCUGAGAGAGAUCCAAACUUGGUGUCCUCAUCACCAGGCAACGAGGUACAAGAGUCCCCCUCGGCGUCCUCCUCCCCUGACCAGCUGACUGAGCACCUGCAGGCAUGUCUGAAACCUGGAGAUUCGCCUUUGGAAGAUGCAUCAGUAUUGUCAUCCUCUGAUGAUGUGGGCGAGGCCUCGUUGGUGUCCUCCCCUGAGAAGCAACAGGGUGAUGGGUUAAGCCCUCACAUGGUUGGGUCUGGUGUUAUAUUCCAACAGAAUCAAAAGGUGAUGAAGAGACUGAAGUCGGAGGUCUGGCAUCACUUUUCCCUCGCCCCCAUGGACAGUCUGAAGGCGGUGUGCAGACACUGCAGCUGUGUCAUCAGUCGAGGAAAGAAGGGUGACGUGGGCACCAGCUGUUUGAUGAGACAUCUCUACAGGCGCCACCCAGAAGUUGUUGGGAACCAAAAGGGCUUCCUGGGGGCUAGUUUGGCAAACCCUCCAUACAACACCUUGGCAUCCACAGAAACUUCCUCCAAACUAACUGACCUUCCAGCAGUGGUUACCAAAAGCAGUCCAGUUCUAUUUCCCGUUCACAGCAAAAAGACCUCCAAGCUGUGGAAUCACUUUUCUGUCUGCUCUGCAGACCCCACUAAAGUCGUGUGCUUGCACUGUGGCCGGACGAUAAGCAGGGGCAAGAAGCCAACUAACCUGGGCACCAGCUGUCUUCUGAGGCAUUUACAAAGGUUCCACGGCAGCGUGCUGAAGACCGAUGUCCCCAAGACCAUGCUGCCCUCUCCUCCAGGCGUCAGCGUGCCCCUGAGCGCAGAAUUGUCAGGAGCUUCCUCCUUUGACGACACUGAUGAGAAGUUUUAUGAUUCUCAUCCAGUUGCCAAAAAGAUAACAAGUCUCAUAGCUGAAAUGAUUGCACUUGACCUUCAGCCAUAUUCUUUUGUUGAUAAUGUUGGCUUUAACAGGCUGCUCGAAUACUUGAAACCUCAGUACUCUUUGCCCUCCCCUUCCUACUUUUCCAGGACAGCUAUCCCCGGAAUGUACGAUAAUGUGAAACAAAUCAUUAUGUCACACCUUAAGGAAGCUGAGAGUGGUGUGGUCCACUUCACAUCUGGAAUAUGGAUGAGUAACCAGACCCGGGAGUACCUGACACUCACUGCUCACUGGGUCACCUUCGAGUCUUCGGUCCGACCUCACUGUGAGGAUCACCACUGCUCAGCACUGUUAGACGUGUCACAGAUUGACUGCGACUAUAGCGGCAACAGCAUUCAGAAGCAGCUGGAAUGUUGGUGGGAGGCAUGGGUGACAUCCACUGGCCUUCAGGUUGGCAUUACAGUGACUGACAAUCCCAGCAUAGGAAAGACGCUGAAUGAAGGGGAGCACUCCAGCGUGCAGUGCUUCAGUCACACGGUGAACCUCAUUGUCAACGAGGCCAUUAAGAGCCAGAGAAUGGUGCAGAAUUUACUCAGCAUUGCUCGGAAGCUAUGUGAGCGCGUGCUUCGCUCACAUGCAGCAAAAGAGAAACUGGCAGAGCUGCAGAAGGAGUAUGAAUUGCCGCCCCACCACCUUAUUCAGGACGUCCCGUCCAAAUGGAACACGUCGUUUCAUAUGCUCGAACGGCUCAUUGAGCAGAAGAGAGCAAUUAACGAGAUGUCCAUCGAGUGUAAUUUCAGAGAACUGAUCAGUUGCGACCAGUGGGAGGUCAUGAAGUCUGUGUGUCAUGCACUGAAGCCCUUUGAUGCUGCGAGUCGGGAGAUGAGCAGCCACAUGUCUACCCUCAGCCAGGUCAUCCCCAUGAUCCACAUUCUGAACAGAAAAAUCGAGAUGCUGUUUGAGGAGACCAUGGGCAUCGACACCAUGCUGAAGUCUCUGAAGGAAGCCAUGGUGAGCCGACUGUCCGCCACCCUCCACGACCCCAGGUACAUCUUUGCUACACUGUUGGACCCUCGUUACAAAGCCUCCCUGUUCUCCGAGGAGGAGGCGGAGCAGUACAAGCAGGAUUUAAUCAGGGAACUAGAAAUGCUGAAUUCUACCUCAGAGGACAUACCUGUCUCCAAUGGGUGUCCUCCAGGCUCCCCAUCGAGAGACUCCAGUGGGGACGAGAGCCUGUGGUCACUCAUGGCCAAGAUAAAAAAGAAAGGCCCAAGAGAAAAGAUGAAGGUUCCUGAGGCCAUGGUGCUUUCUUACCUGGAGGAGGAGGUGCUUGAACACAGCUGUGACCCACUUACCUACUGGAACCUAAAGAAGUCUGCCUGGCCAGGACUCUCAGCCUUGGCCGUCAGGUUUUUGGGUUGUCCCCCGAGUAUUGUCCCUUCGGAAAGGCUGUUCAGCACACCCACUGAGAACGGUAGCUUUGGCCAGUCCAGGCUCAUGAUGGAACAUUUUGAAAAACUUAUCUUUUUGAAAGUGAAUCUUCCAUUAAUAUAUUUUCAGUAUUGAAAUCACAAUGGAGCCACCAGGCUAAAGAUGUUGUUGCUCAUUAGGCACCAGCUGUUUGUCACAGGCUGUUGUUUGGCACCAGUUGGUGCCAAGGGGGACAUCAGACCGGGCACUCUCAGGUCCACACUGAGUUUCUCUUGAAGUCUCACCAUAAUGUCUAUAUGUGCCUUACUCCUAGUCCUUCAAGCCAGGUACCACGGUGUGUUUUUUACAAAGCCACUGGAAAUAGCCUGUCUUGUUAAUUAUGAAACAGGAUGAUUAGGUUUUAACCCAUAACUAUAAAGUUUUCUAAAAACUGGGAGUUGACCUUUUUCUUCUGGGAACUCUCCCAUGCCUUUCCCUUCUUCCUCCUCAUCCCUCUCAGGCGUGCAUCUCCUAAACCCUAAGGGACCCCCUGAGGCUUUUAGAUAGGAGAGUGGUGGGCAGCAGCAGCGAAUCCAGGUUGGCACCUGAUCCUGUCUCCAAGGCCACCCUGUUUCUCUGACUUCCCAGUGCUGCAGUAGCCCCCGCCUAGUCUCUUUCUGUUGCUCCUUCUCUUCAAAUCCUUCCAUGUUUCACUGUUCCCAGCUUUAAGAAACUAUUAAAAUAAAAAGCGGGGGUUAGUAAUUCAUUUUACCAGAAGACAGGGUAGAUUUAAACACUUUUAUUCUGUAGCCUUUAUAUUUAAUUAUGUAAGAACAAAUCAGGUACUGUAUUUUAGUUAAAAAUUGCUUUAGUUGCAUCAAAACAGCUCUUGUGGCUGUCAAAUAAAAUCUGGAAAUAGGUGGAGUAGAAGCCAUCCUGACUGAGUGGUUUUUACCUGUAGCGCUAUACGUAUGUGAGGAGUGCAGAGAAUAUUCUGGAAGGUACUGUUCGCUACCACAGAGAUGUGGCAUUUGAAGACAAAGCUGAACAAAAGUAUCAUGGAAUGUCAGUUACAUGGUGGUUGGUAAGGAGAACGUCCCCAUGUUCUGGUUUUGUGCUGAGGUUACACAUGGUGUUAACUCGGGGACAUCCAGAUUAUUUAUAACGUGCUCCUUGCUGCCUGUUGUCCUGCCAGUGGACCACAUGACAUGUUUAUAGCAGUUCUGGUGAUUGAACCUCCAAGCCUCUGACUUAGUGUCUCUACACUUUGAAGCUGUCUUUUGAAAUGUAUGUAGUGCCCCCCAAUUUGAUCAAAAUACGUGUAAAAUUAUUUGUAGAAGAGGUGGUUUAUUAACAGGGAAGAAUGUUAUGUUACAGUUGUAAGAAUAGCCUUAGGUGUUUAGCUUUUCCGUAUAAUACGGAAGACUCGGCCAUCACGGGUAUUUUAGAAUCCCAGGGACAUCAGAAUGAAGUGUCAGUUGUCAGAUUCUUUUAAUAUGUCUUCAGAAUUUUUCAACAUAAAGAAAAGGGUUCAUUUUCUUAUUUCACACCAAAUAAAUAUUCUGGGUGAAAUAAAUCAUUCAUUGCCUGUGCCAUUUUAGAAAAGUUGUUUCCUCAAAAUACUGUACCUGUUAUUAAUCUCACUUUGCACUGACUAUGUUUUGGUAUAUUUAUAAAUGGGGAACUCAGUUUCUGAAACUAAACUUAUUUGCCAUUUUCUACUGGAAAUUUGAGCACGCUGGCUUUUUCUUAGGAUGAUAAAGGUUAGGAUGCCAUGGUUGUGAAUUUGAUCUCCAUAAGGGCACAUUCAGGAAGCAAACAGUGAAUGAAUAAAUAAGUGGAACAAAUCAA